Daldinia decipiens is the source of this 1764-nucleotide messenger RNA. RefSeq names its product MFS general substrate transporter. Gene Ontology annotation, molecular function: transmembrane transporter activity. The transcript is spliced from 2 exons. Gene Ontology annotation, biological process: transmembrane transport. The coding region runs from base 1 to 1764 and encodes 587 amino acids. NCBI's taxonomy places the organism in Eukaryota, Fungi, Ascomycota, Sordariomycetes, Xylariales, Hypoxylaceae. The record is from RefSeq and is a predicted model, not a curated record.
AUGGCUAACCUAGAUCAUUAUACCUUCUUUCGAAAAUCCGAGCUAAUUCUCUUUCCAGCUAUUGCACGGUUCGCCGAACCGAUCGCUUACACGUCCGUCUUCCCGUACCUCCCUGAGAUGAUAUCCAGUUUCGGUGUCGAAAGAAAAGAAAUCGCGAAAUGGGCCGGUAUUACUAGCUCGGUAUUUUCCCUUGCGCAGAGCUUAACGGCAGUGGCUUGGGGGAGAGCCUCAGACCAGGUAGGGAGGAAACCUGUCAUUCUGGCUGGACUCCUUUUUACGAUGGUCGGUUUCAUAGUUUGGGGCAUGUCAACGAGUUUACCAAUGGCGAUCACUGUUCGUAUUAUGAUGGGGGCUGGUAAUGGAAACGUUGGGAUUAUUCGAACAAUGGUUGCAGAGAUGGUUACAGAGAGGGAACUUCGGCCAAAGGCAUUCUCGAUCAUGCCGUUGGUCUGGAGCGUCGGGUCAGUAUUCGGACCAGCUUUCGGCGGCCUAUUUGCGAAACCUGCCGACCAAUGGCCUGAAAUUUUUGGCAACAUCGCUUUCUUCAAAAAUUACCCAUUCGCUUUCCCGAACUUGAUAGGUUCCGUCUUCUUUCUCAUAUCUCUUACGACUGGGUUUCUCUUCCUCAAAGAAACCCUUCAUAGCAAACGCAACUCUCAGGAUUGGGGUCUAGUCCUUGGCGAGCGUAUCGUGAAUGCAUUCAGGAGUCACCCGCGCCGACAGGCUCAGCGUCACCAGCGACAUUCCGUACAGGAUGAUGAAAUAUCAGCACCGCUACUGGAUUCGAACGCGCCCUUGAAGACGGCUAAUGUUACUGUUAUCGAAUCGAGGAUCGAAAAGCAUAAACCUUUGCCUCUUCUUUCGGUGUUCACCCGUCAGAGCGUUAUUAAUCUUGUUGCGUAUACAAUCUUAGCUCUACACUCGGUCUCGUUCGACCAGGCUUUGCCCGUAUUCUUAAAUUAUCCGCCGCAAGAACAUACACCUGAGAAUACGUCGCUUCCUUUCGUCUUCAGUGGCGGGUUUGGGUUGACUCACACGCAUAUUGGUACUAUCUUCGCGGGUGAAGGCAUCAUAUCUGGUUUGGUCCAGUUUCUGGUCUUCCCACCGCUAUGCACCCACUUCGGCAUAUUGAAUUGCUACAAGGCAUCCGUUCUUGUCUUCCCAGUUGUCUACAUUCUCACACCGUUUACAGUACUCGUAGAGGGUACUAUAAUGCGCUAUGCCGCACUAUGCAUCCUCCUAACUCUGAAAACAUUCGCUGUCAUUGUCGGGUUCCCAUGCACUACCCUUCUACUUACUAAUAGCGCCAAGAGUUUAAGUGUCCUAGGAACGUUAAACGGGUUUGCGACUACGUUUAGUGCUCUUGGCCGGGCUACUGGUCCUGCCAUGACGGGUGCAAUCUUCACAUAUGGCGUAAAACGGGGCAUGAUUGGUCUGCCAUGGUGGCUCAUAGCUGUUAUAGCGAUCCUAGGUGCCAUACCCGCAUGGACGAUCAUCGAAGGCGAGGGGCCGGGUGAUGUUGGUUCUUCAUCUGACAGCGAGGAUGAGGAUGAUACAGAGGUUGAUAGCGAGCUCGCCGUCGAUGAUGACGAGUUUAGAACUAGUCAGGCUAGCACUAUUGUCGUGUCAGAACAGCCGCAGCUAACGGAGGAUGCUCCUUUAAUAGGUAGCAUCAAUACUUCAGAGGCUAGUAGUGGCUACGGGACGCUGGAAACCGGAGAUGGCCCAUCUCAGGUUACUCGAGGGAACGUCACUAUUGCUUAG